Messenger RNA from Alternaria rosae, 1040 nucleotides. RefSeq lists its product as uncharacterized. The record is from RefSeq and is a predicted model, not a curated record. Bases 195 to 959 code for a protein of 254 amino acids. The transcript has 2 exons. NCBI's taxonomy places the organism in Eukaryota, Fungi, Ascomycota, Dothideomycetes, Pleosporales, Pleosporaceae.
UGUCAUCUUAGAAAAAGUAUGCCCGAGACACCAUCACUAACGGACCGAACAGCAAGGGAAUCCCAACCGCUGCGCCUCUUCCCCUCACCUUGGUACAGACGUAACAUCGCGUGGCUUUGUUAAAACCAAGAGAAAACUACACUUAUAAUCGUCUCACUUCUCUACGGAGAAAAGACACCACAAUCACCACAACCAUGUUGGCCAAAAUCUCUACGUCGCUCGUCGCGACUCUGCUGCUCUCAUCGACAACAAUGGCUGCGCCUACACAAACACAUUGCCGCUGCGAAAUCGUUGCUGAUAUGCCAUCGUCAUCCGUUCCCGCUUCCGCUGCCUACACACCUUCCGCCGCACAUUGGUCGCCAGCAGACCCCUCGCAAAGUCCAGUCGCAGUACUCAAUGUAUGCGCAAGUCUAGGAUCCGAAUUACAAAAACUACAGCACACAGAACCGGAGCUGUACGACUCGUAUAUGGCGGGUGCUAUCAAGGAUGCGCCGCAGAAGCCGGUACCAACUUCGGUGUUAAUGAACGGUCAUGAUGAGGGACAGUCAAUGUCAAGCCCACAUAGAAGGAUUGUGUGUCGUGCAGAAUCCAUAUUGUCUCCCGCAGAGUUCCACAGCUCGUUUGUAGGGCUGUGGGCGCUGCAGAUGAUUGUUGUGCUGGCUAUAUUGGCUUGUGUUGCUGAGGGUCUGCACUUGGGUAAACAAUGGAUGGAAAACAACAGCUCUCCUGAACCAGUAUCUAAGAAGAGCAGCUUGCGCUUGACCGGUGCAGAAAGGCGUCUUCUCGCCAUACCUACUGGUGCCCAGCAAGCAGAUUCAGUGUUCAGCCCGGGCGCAGAGAAGAAGCUACGAGCGUACGAGACGACACGAUACUUUGUCACGCAAGCAUCGAGUGGACGGAGAGAGUUCAUUGCGUAUGAUGAUGAUAGCGAUGAUGAGGCGAACAGGCCUGUGAUGUAGUGUUACCCACAUCACGGCUUUGAUUGAAUGAAUGUAUUAUGUUCCACCUUUCACUACCUAUUCAUCGUGCAUGCAUGUUCC